This is a messenger RNA of Rosa rugosa (rugosa rose), 1608 nucleotides long. Its product is annotated as F-box/FBD/LRR-repeat protein At1g13570-like. The record is from RefSeq and is a predicted model, not a curated record. Gene Ontology annotation, molecular function: protein binding. The transcript has 2 exons. The coding region runs from base 272 to 1477 and encodes 401 amino acids. NCBI's taxonomy places the organism in Eukaryota, Viridiplantae, Streptophyta, Magnoliopsida, Rosales, Rosaceae.
UGUUGAUGGUUCAUGUUGGCGCUCUUGACUUGGGUCUCUCUCUCUCCCCGGCACUCUGAUCACUCAGUAUUCAAGAGUGGAUUUUGGGGACGACGACGACUGGAAUUUCAGUGCGGAAGAGACGCUUUCCAGAAACUCUCUCAGCAAAGCAACGCAUCAACUCCGCUUCCACUUGUCAACUCUAAAGUCUGAAGUCUGAAGACGGAAUCUUUCUCUCAAGUUUCUAAACAAAAGUGAAGUGAUUGAAGGAUCUUCCAGGUCCUGUUUGAAUAUGGAGGUGGACUUGGAUAGAAUCAGCAACUUACCGAAUGAGGUUAUAGACAAAAUAUUGUCAAGUUUGCCAUUGAAGGACAGAGCGAGGACGAGUAUUUUGUCAAGCAAGUGGAGGUACAAAUUCGCUAUGCUUCCACGUCUGGUGUUUGAUCAUCAGUACACCUGCAAGGUUGUUGAUCAUGUACUCUUAAGUCACAUUGGCCCGAUAAGCAAGUUUCAGCUUACUCAAGGAUCCAAAGACAUCAAAGAUAUUGAUCGGUGGAUUCUUCACCUGUCAAGACACCCUAUCAAUGAGUUGAUACUUAAAUUUUCUGUAAGGCCGCGCUACAAGAUGCCUUCAUGUAUGUUUUCAUGUCAAGAUUUGAGUCAUUUGAAUUUGAAUAAUUGUUUGCUAAAACCCCCUUCGGCAUUCAAAGGCUUCAGGAGUCUGCAAAGGCUUAUCAUUAAGCGUGUUACGCUGGCCCAAGAUGUGUUGGACAAUAUGAUUGUUUGUUCUCCUCUGCUUGAGAGGUUGACUUUGGAGAACUGUGACGGUUUCAGACAACUCAAGAUUGAUGCACCCAAUCUUCAAUUCCUUCUCUGUAUUGGUGCUUUUGAUGAUUUCAGUAUUGUGAAUACUUUGAAUCUUGCUGUUGUUCGCAUUCGUUUUACAAACCUACCAGUUCGUCGUAGUUCUGGCAAUUUGCUCAAUUUUUUUGCUAACCUGCCUCAGGUUCAGAGUCUCCAUGUUAAUUGGUUCUGUUUGAAUUAUCUGGCUGCUAGUCCUUUGCUAGAAAAGCUGCCCAAACCAUGUCUACAUUUGAAAGUUCUUGAAAUAUACAUGUCCUUUGAUGGGGUGGAGCAUGUUUCAACUGCUCUUUGCCUUCUGAGAAGCUCCCCUGCUCUAGAAACACUAAAUAUCAACGCUAUAAAGUGCCAAGACCAAGCUGAUGUGGGAGCAGUGAACUCUUGGCUGGAUAACAACUGGAGUUGUUCAGUCACCCAACUGCGACAUGUGAAAAUACAGCGCAUAUCUGGUGUUGAAGCUGAACUGGAUUUUAUCAGAUUUCUGCUUAUAAGUUCACCGGUACUUGAGACAAUGACUGUUGUGCCUGAUGCUGCUGAUGAAAAUCCACAUCUAGUUGUUCUCCAAAAUUCUUUGGAUAUAGUUAAAAAGUUGCUCCGGUUCAGGCGUGCCUCACCGAAUCUAGAGAUUAUAUAUUAGACCCAUGAUUCAUCAAUGUAUUAUGGUAGCUGAUGGUAUUUGCUUUCAGAAGUGUGACUUUUGUACUACUCGCUAUGAUGUAUUUCUAUUUGGCUGAAAAUAUCUCAUACUAGCAUUACGUUUCUUUUUUA